AUAGCAUGCGCACUUCAUUUAUCUUAACCAUGGCAUCAGCCAUAUUUUUAACGUCGUUUCUUAUAUAUCUACACACAUAUAUCUGCUAUGGACAACAAAACUUUUUCAAUCACCACAACUUCAAGAAACAGAAUGGCGUAUCUGGCCUGCAGACGAAUAAGUCCAUAUAUCCAAAUAAUGAUGGAAAACCGAAACUUCAACAGUUGCUGAACUCGCAAAAUCAGCAGGAGAACUUCGAAUCUAUGCAACCCAUGACGCAAUUACAGCCUCUGCCACAAACUGUUAAUCAGAACACACCAGCUUAUCCAGUAACGUGUAAUCACGCUCCUGGAUCUAUGGAUAUACCUCAGCAAGCGGUUCCAAAUUAUAGCCAGCAAGUCUCUAGACCCACACCGUUGUAUCAACAGCCCCAAUUUCCUGUUCAACAACGACCUGCCGCUCAACCAAUUCAACAUUACAAUCCACCAAUCCAGAAUUACAUGGCGUCAGCCAUUGUCAUGGAAACACCACAAUUCCCACCAUCUUCCGUGAGACCAAUCUACGGGUAUGAUGGUUUUCAAAACGGUGCUGUCUCAUACCCUCAGUACGUCCCAAUGAUACCACCUUACCCAAGUUAUCCAGUCAAUACAGUUAUAGCCGACCAAGGAUCACAGUCAUCCAGUCUUAAAACACUUCUACCAAUCAUUCUUAAUUUAUUAAAGGAGAAAAGUAACUGUAAUUGCAGAUCGUGUGACUGUAAAUGUUCCAAAAGCACUAGUGGAUAUUGCAGGAAAUAUCCUCUCAGUGAUGAUGGACCGGAGAUAGAAUUGUCAGAAGAGAUAGAAACUGUUAGACAUGUCAGAGAACCAAAGAAGGCUGGGAAAUUGAAGAAUGUCAUCCCCGAUAGUGCAGAAGUUGGUGAAUCAUUAGAAUCUCGUGAAGAACACGAGGGAGAGUAAUUUAAUUUAACUGUUUUAAUUAAUAAAUUAUUGUUUUGCAACAUUAAAUAUUAUUUAUUUGAUCA
Pieris rapae (cabbage white) is the source of this 1003-nucleotide messenger RNA. RefSeq lists its product as uncharacterized. Lineage: Eukaryota; Metazoa; Arthropoda; Insecta; Lepidoptera; Pieridae. The transcript is spliced from 2 exons. The record is from RefSeq and is a predicted model, not a curated record. The coding region runs from base 6 to 938 and encodes 310 amino acids.